GUAGCGCAUGGUGUUGGCACGCUAAAAAUGAGAUACGAUGCCUGUUUCGCCGUCGGCUUGGUGGUGGCAGACUGGUGACUGCAGAAAUAUGUAGCAUUGCAAACCUGCACUCGUCUCUAGCUUUGGCUUCGAUGGCGCUGAUCGCUGGACCUUUUUAGUUAUGAAGAAGUCUUUGUCAGUUUGUGCGCAAGCCUAGCAGCCAAGCGCAGUGCGCGGUGUGCUGGUUUUACGUUAUAAUAGUCAGCUCGUUGAGCACAUGGUCACCAAUACCGACGGACAGACCACGCACAAGCUCUUCGACCAGCCUGUCUGUCAGUGUCAAUCACGAUGCAGCAUGCAGAGCUAUGGCGAAGUCAAUCAUGCUCCCGCUCCGGAGUCGCUUCAAGCGGAGCAGAGCCGCCGGAGUUUGCGUCCCGUUCGGUCGCCUCGGCUUACAUUUACAAUGCAAGACACUACCAAGAGGAUCCGAUCCUGCUCCCUAUCUUGGAAAGCGCAGCACCGCUGUAGACCGAAGUCGACGUCGGCAGCCUGUACCCCGUACCGUUCCAUUCAUUCGCUACUCGUCCGUAGACCUACGAGCGUAGAUCUGCACCAGUGUUCUGCCGAGCGUCGACGGAUAGCAUUGGUAUGGUAAGGUAGAUAAGCUUUGCCAUGUCCAUAGCCUAGGAGUUUACCAGGCCAGGGCUGAAAGCGACUUGGCAUGACGAAUGGAUAACAGCUGAGGUCGACGAAUUUCACAACGCACCGUCAAUUCGAGAGCGUUUGAGAAUUUCAUCGGUGGGAGGCAGAAGAUUUGCAGAAGUUUCGGAGCACGUGGAGCACGCUGAUAGCAGCGUGAGAACAGGACUCUGUGGUCUCCUGCCCCUCUGACUCUGGUCAUCAUUGACUUGGCAGACUGUGUGCCCGGCUCACUAGCCACGUGUAGCAUGGGGAACGGGAUUGGACAUCGCACCGCUAGCCAUAGCUGGCUGAUAGUACUCCUGUUGUCCAGUGUAGGUCUAUUGACUGCACAGGAAGCUGCAGGUAGGCAAUGUGAACGCUCCAGUUCCGGCACCUACUCAGGCUCACUUGACUUGAUCGGUCUUCUCGGCAUCAGUCAACUUCCGCAGGGCGUGACCACGACAUUCUACUUUGACGGCAACAGCGUUCUGCUGGCGUAUCGCCUCAGCUCACACUCCUCCUCAAGCUCUCCGGUGCGACGUCUGUUCACCACGCCAAGCAACGUUCCGCCGACAUUCUCCAUAAGCACGGUCAUCAAGCUGAGCCCGGCUGCCCGUGCCAGCAACUGGUGUCUGCUCAAAGUCACCGACGCGGCCAACAGUAACGUUCUGACGCUGGAGCUGCACGGCACAACCAGUGAGCUCGUCGUCCAGUUUGAGUCGGCCGUCAGCACGCAAGUAUCACGUGUGGAUGCUACUGAUCUGUUCGAUGCACGUUGGCACAGGCUAGUAAUAUCUGUGAACGGCCGUGUGAUCAAGUGGAUCGUUGACUGCCAGUUGACCGGCAGUGCCCGCGCCGAGCAUGCUGCCCUGGCCAUCCCGCAUGAUGGCAAUGUUUACGUGGCCGUGCAGCGGUCCAGUCGCAACCGCGGCGUGGAAGUGUCCAUCCAGGACAUUACCUAUCACUGUUCACCCACCGCUGCCGAGGAGCAGCAAUGCAACAGGAUAUUUCCAGUGUCAUUUCCCGAAGAGCCACAGAGAGAUGAUCCUGGAUACUUCGAUGGCAGAGCAGGAGGUCCUGUAGUCAAGGGAGAGAAAGGUGACCACGGCGAGCCUGGAAUACAAGGUCCAGUUGGACAACCAGGUCUGGAUGGCUCAUCCAAGCCAGGUCCACCCGGCCCGCCCGGAUUACAAGGACCAGCCGGGCCUCCAGGCCCCCCUGGACCACACGGGACACCGACGUUGUCGCCAAGCGGGCACGUGCCACUGGGCGGUUUCGAUCACGUCCCUGUCAAUGGCCAUCCGAACGACGGUGCUUGGACAAGUGUGCAGGAGGGCCCUCCAGGUCCAGCUGGUGAGAGAGGAGACGCUGGCGAAAAGGGCGAAACCGGAGUGAAGGGAGACCAAGGACCUCGGGGCAUACAAGGUCGGCCCGGGGUGCAAGGCCCCAUUGGCUACCCAGGCGCACCUGGCAAAUCUGUGAAGGGAGAGACAGGUGACGCUGGAAGUGAUGGAACACCCGGUCCAAAAGGAGUGGCGGGAUUCGGUGUGAACGGAAGCAAAGGAGAAACAGGAAACCGGGGAAAGAAGGGCGACAAAGGAGCAACAGGACUCUCCGGCCCCAUUGGACCCAAGGGAGACCUGGGCCACAAAGGACCAUCAGGAUUGGAUGGCUUUGACGGACUGAAGGGAGAGGUUGGUCCAACAGGCUUGCUGGGACCGCGUGGCCAUCCAGGCCUGACUGGGACUCCUGGCCCUGUUGGAGUGAAAGGUCCAGUUGGCAGCCCGGGACCGAAGGGUGAGCCGGGUUCAGUCGACAUACAGAUGAUUCGCAGUGUGUGCCGCAGCGUGGCUAGAGAGUUGCUACUAGAGAUUCAACUACCCACUGGACCACCAGGGCCCGUCGGGUCGCCUGGGCUUGAGGGUGCAGCAGGAGAGCCCGGUGAAGCUGGAGAACCAGGGCACGACGGUACGCCAGGACGCCCAGGCGUGAAAGGUGAACGCGGUGAGCCAGGAAAUAGCGGUAAGAGUGGCGUACCAGGGUCACCGGGCAGGGAUGGCCGAAUCGGAACACCCGGUGUACAGGGCCACCCAGGACCCAAGGGCAGUGGCGGCAAGCGCGGAGAGAAAGGCGCAGCGGGUAGCUCCGGCCUCGCUGGGCCCAGGGGGCCGGAGGGGAUACCCGGCGAGAGUGGAGACCCGGGUCGCCCCGGUCGGGACGGACUGUCCGGUCCACCUGGUUACCCUGGCGAGGACGGCUCCCCUGGAAGAUGCCCGUCAUGUGACUACAGAGAUCCACGGCCUCCGCCUGGAUACGGGAAGCUCUGACUUGGUUCAGACUCACCAAUCAACACCUGGAUUUGGAUAGUGUGCCAGUGCAAGCAGGAUAUAUCACUCAAGUGUCCCCUUGAUGAGAAGGCGCGCGGGCACACACACACACACGCUCUUUUCGUGUACAUGUCGAAUCUUGCAUGGACUUGGUCAAACGUAAACCUACAACUCUCUUGCACGGCACUGAAUGCAGCAUGGAUGGAAGGUAACAUUGUAGCCAGGGACAAAUCUUCCCUUUCAGGUCACUGUGUCUGUAAAGUAAUCGUUGUGUCUAAACAGUGGUAACGUUUGAAGGAAUGAUGGAUUACCGUGCACAUUUCACAAAUUUUACGCUGCAGUGAAACUAUCAAUAAUUAUAAUAGCUAGCCUUGCCGUUCAUUGUUGCAGUUUCAGCGAUUGUUAAAAUUUAGGUUACAUCAACAUCCAUUCAUGAGUUAUCAAGAGACUUGGUAUAAUUAUUAUUCUUGACCUGUGCGUGUCCAGUGAGCUCAGUGCAGGUCCUUGAAUCACAGCACCUGUUUCAUACAUACUCAAAAGAGUUGGAUUUAUUCUAGAGCACGCUUGCUUCCAGUUUUCAGUCUUGCCAUGUACUAGUAGUUUUUUUCCUGACAUGUUCAGCACCUCCAGCCACACUAGCCUUGAUCAAUGCUGCAUGUACUCAUGUGUAUAUUGGUGCACAUUCGACAGACUACAUGAUGCUGCAACACACUUCGUAUUACAUGAUUAAAUAUUAUGCCGUGACUGAUGCCGAUAUAAUGUAGGACCAUCUGACCAAGAAGGUAUCAUGGCAUCACGUG
Sycon ciliatum is the source of this 3787-nucleotide messenger RNA. Its product is annotated as collagen alpha-1(XXII) chain-like. The transcript has 19 exons. Gene Ontology annotation, molecular function: extracellular matrix structural constituent conferring tensile strength. Gene Ontology annotation, cellular component: basement membrane. Gene Ontology annotation, biological process: extracellular matrix organization. Bases 927 to 2987 code for a protein of 686 amino acids. Lineage: Eukaryota; Metazoa; Porifera; Calcarea; Leucosolenida; Sycettidae. The record is from RefSeq and is a predicted model, not a curated record.